AUGUCUGACAAGAUCAAGGAGAUUGUCGAUAUCCCCCAGUCUUUCAUCCGCGAGGGCACCCAGUUCAUGACCAGGUGUACCAAGCCCAACAAGAAGGAGUACAUCCAGAUCUGCAGGGCCGUCGGCAUGGGCUUCGUCGUCAUGGGAUUCAUUGGGUACUUUGUCAAGCUCAUCCACAUCCCCAUUCACUCGAUCCUUGUUGGUGGAGCGUAA
This is a messenger RNA of Pseudozyma flocculosa PF-1, 213 nucleotides long. RefSeq lists its product as uncharacterized. Gene Ontology annotation, biological process: post-translational protein targeting to membrane, translocation; protein targeting. The coding region runs from base 1 to 213 and encodes 70 amino acids. The transcript is spliced from 5 exons. The record is from RefSeq and is a predicted model, not a curated record. Gene Ontology annotation, molecular function: transmembrane protein transporter activity. Lineage: Eukaryota; Fungi; Basidiomycota; Ustilaginomycetes; Ustilaginales; Ustilaginaceae. Gene Ontology annotation, cellular component: Ssh1 translocon complex; membrane.